Molecule: messenger RNA, 2159 nt
Organism: Mytilus trossulus (common blue mussel)
Lineage: Eukaryota; Metazoa; Mollusca; Bivalvia; Mytilida; Mytilidae
Product: monocarboxylate transporter 12-B-like
Exons: 6
Coding region: 111-1625 (504 amino acids)
Biological process (GO): transmembrane transport; monocarboxylic acid transport
Cellular component (GO): membrane
Molecular function (GO): monocarboxylic acid transmembrane transporter activity
Source: RefSeq, a predicted model, not a curated record
AUAAUACAUGUAUAUCUCAGAAAAUGUCUAUACAAUAAACCGCGUGUACAGAAUUCACACACUUCGUAUUGGAUUGUUCAGUGGAGGAGGUACAUGAGAAUCAUUGAAAUAUGGGAACACGGACACCACGGGUCUCCCCGGACGGUGGUUGGGGCUGGGCAGUGGUGCUGGGUUGUUUUCUGGUACACCUGAUUAUGGAUGGGUUUGUGUAUGCGUUCGGAGUGUUUUAUAUUGAAUUCCUGGACUAUUUUGGAAGUGACAAGGGGACGACUGCAUUGAUUGGAUCGUUAUUGAAUGGGAUGUAUCUAUUUGCAGGUCCGAUAGCUAGCGUAUUGACCAAUCGAUUUGGACCUAGAGUUGUCACCGUAGUUGGUGGUAUUAUUUCAUCCGCUGGUUUUGCUGCAAGUGCCUUUGCUCCUAAUAUAUACUGGUUGUGUGUUACAUUCGGUGUUAUUCCAGGAAUUGGUGCUGCCUUUAUGUACGUCGCAGCAAUAUCAUGUGUUGGACAAUACUUUGAUAAGAAGAGAGCUUUUGCCAUGGGCAUCGCUUUGUGCGGAACAGGAAUCGGCACCUUCGUUUUGGCGCCAUUUACUGAAUAUUUAAUUGAAUUAUACACGUGGAGAGGAGCAGUUCUAAUUGCCGCUGGUAUUAUGUUAAAUUGUGUAGUUGGUGGGUUAUUUUUCAGACCUAUUAAUUUGAAAAUGAAACUAGAAGAGACAGAGUUCCUAGACAUAAACCAAAAGGAGGUUAUACAUGCCCAGGAUUCCUCUGAAGAAAAAUCUUCGUUAAUUAUUGGUAAAAGUGACAGUUAUCUUUACAAGAAAAGUUCAGAUUUGUGUGAUUCAAACGUAACCAGAUCUCAGUCCAAUAUGUAUACACAUACACACAAAGACAUUGUGCUUAACACAAGUACAUCGUCCAUUUCGGGUCCAAAAACAAUCAAGAGUACAAAAAUAAAGCUAUGGACAAAUAUUGAUCAUUUCCUAAAGAAAUUAUACACAAUAUUCGGAUGUUCAAUGUGUUUAGAUAUUGUGUAUAUAUUUUUCGUGAUAAGUAGUUGCUUCGGAUCAGUAGGUUCAGGAAUACCUUAUAUCUAUAUCCCUGAUCGAGCCUACGAAGUGGGAAUAUCAAAAACAGACGCUUCUUUUCUACUAUCAGUAGCUGGCAUGGCUAACACUGUGGCACGAUUAGUAUUUGGGUGGAUUGCAUCUCGAGAAUUUGCAAAUCCAUCUAUAAUAUAUGGAAUUAGUAUACUACUUUGUGGAUUAUCAACUUUUGUUUCACCUUUUAAUGAUAGUCACUCCUUCCUCGUGUGUUAUAGUGUUCUAUUUGGUGCAUCCGCAGGUGUAUACAUAUGCUUAAACGCUAUUGUUUUAGUUCAUUUUGUUGGAAUAGAUAAUUUGACUAGUUCCUUUGGUAACAUGUUGCUAUUCAAAGGUCUUUUUCUGUUGAUUGGAACACCGGCUGCAGGUUGGCUUUUCGAUGAAACCGGAAGCUACGCCAUUACUUUUUAUUCCGAUGGAGUCAUUCUGUGUCUGUCAUCAAUAUUGUUGUUUAUUGGAUAUGCUCUCCAUAUAAAUAAACAAAAGAAAUCAAGAGAAACGUCGAAUGUUUUGUACGAAUGAAAUAUUGGAGCUUAUAACACAAAACUAUUGGAAUUCACGGGAGAUUGAUUUAACGACUAAAUGUGAUCGAUGAAGAGUUUGUAUCCGACCUACCGAACAAUUCACAAACUGGUUCUUGAUUAAUAAAGGGACUAUGAUACACUCGUGCGCCUGGAUUGUUUGCUAUAUUUAUCAGUAACCUUGUUCAUCCGGUAAAAUUGAAACAGAGGAAAUUGAAUGUGUCCUACCGCAUGUGUGCCCUCAAAAUCAGAUAGUCGUUUUAGAAACACGAACAGGGAUUAACAGAACUACGUUAAAAACUUUGCUGUUUGACUUUAAACAUUUCGGACAACCAUCGGGAUACGAGUUGUAACAAUGUGAGAUCCAUCACAAACAAAUAUAGACCUGCAGAUUAAAUUCUUUUUGGAACAAAGUGUUUUAUAAAUGAGCCUAUAAGGACAUGACGACGAAUAGUUGACAUUUGUAUUGUAAGCUUUUAAAAAACAAAUAUUUACUUCAGACAAUUAUUCCAUAAAAUAAAAAUGAUAAAAAAAC